Molecule: messenger RNA, 1968 nt
Organism: Patiria miniata (bat star)
Lineage: Eukaryota; Metazoa; Echinodermata; Asteroidea; Valvatida; Asterinidae
Product: E3 ubiquitin-protein ligase TRIM33-like
Exons: 1
Coding region: 1-1968 (655 amino acids)
Biological process (GO): positive regulation of DNA-templated transcription
Cellular component (GO): chromatin; nucleoplasm
Molecular function (GO): ubiquitin-protein transferase activity; zinc ion binding
Source: RefSeq, a predicted model, not a curated record
AUGGCAUCCAGUGCGUCAGUUGAAUCAUUCUUGGGCAAGAUCCAAGAAUGUUCCAUAUGCAGGAACCGUUUCGAGGAACCCAAAAUUCUCGACUGUUCACACAGUUUCUGCCUGAAAUGUCUCCUUCAGCUCAGACAACGCCAAGAAGACGCGCGGGUUACCAAGCUAACGUGUCCUACGUGUGGGCGUGGAACUGAGGCAGAAGAUGAUGAUGACGUUAAACAUUUACCAGAUGACUUUAUAUUAAGUACCCUGAGUGGGUUUACGCUACAGGAUCAACUCGUGCAAGGUCAAGGGUUAGAGGUCAAAUGUCAAGCCUGCGAUGAGAAGAUGAAGGCCGUAUCAAAGUGCAUGGACUGCGAUCAUUUCCUCUGCGAAGAAUGCCAACGAGCUCACCAGCGCCUGGCGCUGAUGAAAGCGCAUCAAAUCUGCACGCUGACACAGCUUCGAUUGGGAGAAGUUCGCAAACAGAGAGAUGAGCCAAAAUGUGGUGAGCAUCCAGAUCAGACUCUCCGCUUCUACUGCAACACGUGCGAGAUGCUCGUUUGCAAAAUCUGCUUUGAUUUGCAUCACGGAGGACAUCACCAAAUUGGCCUGCCGGAGGCUUUGGAAAAGUGCAAGAGAGACGUAAAGGACCUGGCUACAAAAGUGAAAGAGACCAUAACAGAACUAAUGAGAAUCGGGGUGGAGGACGUACACAAGUCCCAGCAGAAAUUGGAUGCCAUGUUUGAAAUCACCAAGAGGAAAAUCUCAGAGAAAGCGGACAAGGAAAUUGCAACGAUCAGAGGAGAGGAGCAGAGACUGAAGCAAGAGGCAGUGACGAUCUACAAUGACAGAGUCGAGACAUUUGAAAGUGUUAAAGCUACAAGCCGCAAGGAGGUGAGCGAAGCAGGACACAAACUGGAUGAGGUAAACCAACUAAUGUCCCAACUGGGUUGCCACGCCAUUGUGCAUCUCAGGCACAGAAUCUUGCAAGAACUGCAGACUCUCUUGCAGUCGCAGAGAGACCUGAUUGGAAAGCAGCAAGGGAAGUUUUCUAGCAAGCUGUCAUUCUUGGACUUUGAAAUCUGGGGCCGGGACGUACUGCCACUUGGAAGACUGCUGGACAAGCCAGAAGCUAGACCAAGAUUAAAAUCAGACGAUUUACAUCAACCUGUCAGCACAAAAGACCGUAAGUGGGAACUCAAGGCACGAGUCCAGACGUUUGGCCCAACACGGACUGGUUUCAGAUGGGCUUGCAACGUCGGGAUUUACUCAACCGGCGAGAUCGUUGUGGCAGACACUGCGCACAAAAGGCUGGUUGAAAUCCAGCCAUCCAACCUCGAGUCUAACGCAAUCUCAUUGCAACCCAACUGUUCAAAUCCAGUUUGCGUUGCAGUGAACAAGAACGAUCAGCUUCUGACGCUGGACGGCCCUUUCGUGAAGAUCUUCGAUCGGAAGCGCAUGUACAAGCUCGUUCAUCAGUUCACACCCGCUCAAGGGCCGCACAGCAAACCCACGUGCCUGGCCGUGGACGAUGGUAAUCUAAUUGCAGUGGGAUACGAGAAAACUGAGCAGAUCUCCCUGCAUCAUCCGAAUGGGUCUCUACUGAGGAGAGUGCCCGCCGCCAUGACCAUCGAGAACCUGACGGCCUCUAGGCAGAGGCUCAUUUUCACCAACUGGGACAGGAAGAAGCUAGUUGCAGUGGACUACCACGGCAAGCUCGUCUUCUGCGUGGAUACCAACCAGAGCAUGGCCCGGAACUGGGGGCCUGCCGGGGUUUGCUGCGGCGGGGAUGGCAGCAUCUACUUGGCCGUCUGUGGGCUCGGGUCCUCCAGUGGGGAAAUCCAUCACUUUGGCCUAGACGGUAAAUACGUCCGGUGCCUGGUUCAGGACUGCGGCUCCCCACGCGGUAUCGCAUUUUCUGCAAAGGAGGACAGUCUGGUGGUGGCUGCGGGGAAUUCAGUUCACAUCUUUCACUGUAAAUAA